AUGUCUGUCAUAGAGGAGCGAGGACUGCUUGAAAUAAAUCUACAUUCCUAUUUUCCACACGCCAAUCCUGUUUCCGAUUUGGUGUUCGAUGCGCUGGCCGUGAAGCUGCGCGCCGAGAAGAGGGCCGUCUGCGAGAGUCUCGACGAGGCCACCGCCUAUGCCACCUUCUACGCCAACGCCUCGAGUCGAGCUCGCAUUCUGCCCUGGACACCGGAGUUGAGGCGUCUUGUGGAGACCGGUCGCGCAGCCGAUCUACUCGCCGCCUCGGACACCGCUGGACCGGGUGAUGGCGAAGCAGACGACCCAGCCGAGACGCCCCUCCUCGGCGACCAGUCGUCCGCGAGUGCCGCCAGCAGCAGCAGCGUCGUCGUCGUGGAAACCGGCCUUGAUGAUGGCGAUUUGGCAACUGGCGGCGACGGUAGUCAUCCGACGGGCGAAUGGCCGGUCGGCCAACCGCAGAGUCUCUGGCUGGCCGUCACCGCCGGACUCGUCUUGUCGGCCAGCGCUGGACUCCUCGGCGUCACUCUGCUCCUCUUCCGUCGUGUCGUCUACCAGCGCGCCAGACACACAGCCGUACCAGCCGACAGCAGCGCUGGCAUCGAGGUUGGCGUCGGUGUCGGCGUCGGCGUCGGCGUCGACGUUCGACUGCUCGAGCCGGACUCGGCCUCGCGCAUGCUUCGUCCCGAUGACGACCGACUCGCUUCGGCCAAUCUCGUCAUCGCUUCAGGGGACUCUCGGUCGACGGUACCAUUCAGCCCGGACGAC
Molecule: messenger RNA, 765 nt
Organism: Protopolystoma xenopodis
Lineage: Eukaryota; Metazoa; Platyhelminthes; Monogenea; Polystomatidea; Polystomatidae
Source: the annotation of a GenBank genome assembly